AUGAAUCGGAAUCAAUUUGAGGACAGAAUAAAUAAAUCUACCUUGCCAUCUCUGCUCGACGCCUGGCCUCUUCAGCUAUCUGUGUGUUUCGGGUGGAUGAAGCCCGUGAAGUGUUCUCUGAGCCUGUGCCCACUUAAGUUCACGAUCUUCUUUACCGAAAUCCUUCUUCUUUGUAAAUGCAAUCUAAAAAAAGGGGCAAUAAAAGAGAAGGUUCACAAAAUUAAGUGGAAAAAGAAACGUGGAGACUUGAGUAUAUGUGACAUCAAUCGUACCCUUUGCUCGAUAACAAGAUCCCAGGCCCUUCCGCUCAAUGCAUAUCUGAUGAAGAAUUUGAUGAAAUCAAAGCCAGAUAACGCCGGCCCAACCCCACCCUAUCCCUUCAAUCGCGCAAAAACUCCAGUUUGCAUAGACAGCAAUCAGUGUAGCAAUCUGCCGUUUAACAAAAAACGAAAAUUAAAAUUGUUGAGCUAA
This is a messenger RNA of Striga asiatica, 471 nucleotides long. Lineage: Eukaryota; Viridiplantae; Streptophyta; Magnoliopsida; Lamiales; Orobanchaceae. The record is from the annotation of a GenBank genome assembly.